Tilletiaria anomala UBC 951 is the source of this 2061-nucleotide messenger RNA. RefSeq names its product MFS general substrate transporter. Gene Ontology annotation, molecular function: nitrate transmembrane transporter activity. Bases 406 to 2061 code for a protein of 551 amino acids. The record is from RefSeq and is a predicted model, not a curated record. Gene Ontology annotation, biological process: transmembrane transport. The transcript is spliced from 7 exons. NCBI's taxonomy places the organism in Eukaryota, Fungi, Basidiomycota, Exobasidiomycetes, Georgefischeriales, Tilletiariaceae.
CUUAUGUACAUCCCUAUGAACUGUUCCAUCCUGAAUAACCAGGAAAUCUGGAUCCUAAAUCUUGUCUCCAGUCUCUGCGACCUUGACCACCGGGUUUCACAGGGUGACUGUCGCUGGAUAGCAAGACGUAAAGACGGACUUCCUGCAUUCCAAGACGCACUAUCAAACCAUUCUCUUUACACGGGUCCCAGAAUGAUUUUGGUUUUGUGCCACUGCUGGUAUGUAUUGCUGCAUUCCACUUGUUACUCUCGUUGUGAUCUUCUUGAUGACUCGUGUGGAAUAUAAGGUCGCUAUUUGCACCCUCCAUUAGAUCUUUUGCGGAUUAGGGCAUCUGUCGCGCGGUAAAAGGUUUGAUAUAUUGCUCUAUAUAGAGCCGUCAACAAAAACGUCAUCCAACGGCGCAACAUGGACACCAAAGAGUUAGAGCACACUAAGGCUGCCGAGGCGGCAAGUAGUCAGGACAGCAUCCCUGUCAUAGAGUCAACAGAGAGCGAUGCUCCGCCACCACCGCCGGUCGCCUUAACGGAAGGCGCGAUCGCAACUACGGAUGCGUACCGCAGCGAAAAGGAAAGACAGGUGGUGAGCGGCGAAUACAGGCACCCCUUCCGCUGGUCGCCCCUCUGGGAGCUGGAGGUCAUCAACCCCCUCAACCAGAAAUCGUUUACCCUACCGCCCUUGCGUGUGACGUCGUCUUACUUUAUUGCGUUUUGGAUGUCAACCCUCGGCUUCUUCGUUGCUUUCCUCUCGUGGUUUGCCUUCUCACCGCUCAUGCCCGAAACGGUCAAAUCAGACCUGAAGUUGACCUCGGCCCAGGUGGCCAACUCCAAUAUUGCAGCUUUAAGUGCCACCUUGCUCGUCCGUUUCGUUGCUGGCCCGCUUGUGGACCGCUUCGGACCGCUUCGGACCGCUUCGGACCGCUUCGGACCCCGAAAAGUGAUGGUUGCCCUCCUCUUGCUUGGUGCCAUCCCAUCCGGUCUGGCUGGUACAGCACACAAUGCUGACUCUCUUUACGCUGUGCGGGUUUUCAUUUCGAUUCUCGGUGGCACCUUUGCUCCUUGUCAAGCGUGGACGACAGCCUGGUUCGACAAAGCUGUCGUCGGCUCUGCGAACGCACUUGCUGGAGGCUGGGGGAACAUGGGAGGCGGCGUGACCUUUGCGACUCAGACGGGACUCUUCGAGCGCCUCCUUCAUGAUGGUCUUUCGCAACACGUCGGGUGGCGCAUCUGCUUCGUCAUUGUCCCGGUUCCGAUAUUGCUGUUCACAGCUGGGCUCAUGCUCCUCAUCGCCCGUGGCCAUCCCAUGGGUCGCUGGGCCAACCGUCAUGAGACGCCAGCCACCGCGGGUGCCGUGCUGAUGGGCGAGGACAUUAACAUCGAUGCGGACGAGAGGCGGGCGACGGAGAAGCGUGGCCCCGCAAAAAGCCACAGCGAAAAGGCCGUCAGGGCUAUGAUCGAGCCAAAUAAUCCAAGCUCAUUGAAACCCAACGAUGUUGCUGUCAAUGAACCGCUCACCAAGAGCAUCUUGAUAUCCGUUGUGACCGACCCGCGAACCUGGAUGCUUAGUCUGUCUUACGCUUCGACUUUCGGCUUUGAGCUGGCACUGGAUGCAAGCCUUGCAAACAGCUUUAAGACAUUCCAGCAGCUCGACGCCAGAUACCUCGCCUCUAUCUAUGGUCUGCUGAACAUCUGCAUGCGCUUCCUGGGCGGCCUCGGCGCCAACAUUCUCUACGCACGAUUCGGCAUCACCGCCAAGAACUUAGGUGUGCUGAUCGACUAUGGCUCCAUCACCGUCGGCAAGUUCAUGGGCUUCGUCUUCAUGCUUUCGUUUUCGGGCUUUUCAGCAAACGGAGCGAAGUACGCGCUGGUGCCGCACAUUUCUUCGCGUUCCAAUGGUCUCAUGGCCGGUAUCGUCGGUGGAAUGGGCAACCUAGGCGGCAUCCUCUACUCGCUCAUCUUCCGAUUCCAGCCGGCGCCGUACGGCAAGCCGUACUGGAUCUCUGGCAUCUUCUGCACCGGUCUGAACCUCUUCCUGCUCACCAUCCCGCUCGGCGAUGCUGCAUAG